Molecule: messenger RNA, 489 nt
Organism: Mycotypha africana
Lineage: Eukaryota; Fungi; Mucoromycota; Mucoromycetes; Mucorales; Mycotyphaceae
Exons: 2
Coding region: 1-489 (162 amino acids)
Source: RefSeq, a predicted model, not a curated record
AUGCCACUUGUUAUAUUUGAUAAUGGUAUGUAUGGUAAUGAUACUGUAAAAAUGAGGGGACAUAUCACUGGAGUCACCGGUAGAUUAUAUAAAGAGCUAUUGAGGAGACAACGGACGUUUCUAACUGCUGUUGCUGAUAUUGCCGAGUUUCGCACAUCAAAAAGUGACGAUAUGGAAGACGUGAAAAUCCAAGAUGGCUCAAGACUCUUCAGUACUAAAGUGCGUAAAGCUUACCAAGUACUAUGGCAACGCGAUGUUAAUGCCUCAAAAAACAUUACCACCAUUGUCAAGGCUAUCUGGACUGGCCAGGAAAGACCUGGCCCUUACAAGAGGGACCGCUACCGAAGGCGGUGCUGUCAGCUUUUCGGAACAGACAGCUUAAAGAUAUUUACAUGUUUAGGUGAGCUCAUCUUGUAUGAAUACUACUAUAUACUUUUUACGGUUUUAUUAAUGGAUGCUUGGGAUCCCUACCAUACUCAGACAAGAUAA